This is a messenger RNA of Verticillium alfalfae VaMs.102, 1044 nucleotides long. RefSeq lists its product as hypothetical. Bases 1 to 1044 code for a protein of 347 amino acids. The transcript has 2 exons. The record is from RefSeq and is a predicted model, not a curated record. Lineage: Eukaryota; Fungi; Ascomycota; Sordariomycetes; Glomerellales; Plectosphaerellaceae.
AUGGAAGUCCCAACCUGGUUGCAAUGGUACAAGAAGCCAGAGUACCGAGACAUCAAGCAGUACUCGACCGACGUGCGUAAUGGACGCCGCAGCAUAUCCUCUGAUGGCAAGGGCAAGUCCAGUAUCCCGCCUCACCUGAGCCUGGAUAGGGUGCUCGCGAACAAGACUUGCAGUCCCAUGUCUCUCUAUGACUUUUACAUGUACUUGAAGCACAUCGAGUACUCGCCUGAGAACCUCGAGUUCUACGUCUGGUUCAAGAACUACGAAGCAAGAUGGUCGAAGCACAGCCGGCAACAAGACUACGAACCGGUAGAGAAGGACCUUAGCACCGCUAGCACCUAUCAGGCGUCUGAGGGAUACUCCUCCGAGACGGAGCUCGGCCUGAAGAGCGAACCUCUGGAGACCGUCGAGCUGGCAGAGCUUUCAGCGGACCUCGAAACUGGUAUGGUGCCACCUCCUCUCUCAGAUGUGUCGAUGCCCAGACUAACACGACAUGCAGCCAGCGAGACGACGACUCAGAUUCUCGAGGUCGCUCUGCCCAAGACGGCCUGCACGCCGCUGACCAAGCCCAAGCGUACAGCCCGCGACCACCUCCGCGCCCUCACCUCAGCCUGCACCAACGCCUGCGCCUUGCCAACAGACGCGCUCCCGACAAUGCCAGGAACACAUCCCUUUGACGCAGCGCCGGAGCUCUCUUCCAUCAUCCAGACGUAUCUCCUGCCGUCGUCGCCCAAGGAGCUCAACAUUCCACCCGCGCUCCGCGACACGGCCCUCGAGGCACUCAAGACAUCUCCCGCCCCGGUCCACCUGGCGCCGAUCGCCGGGCACGUCUACGACCUGCUGCGCACGUGCUCGCACCCCAACUUCCUCCGCCUCGGCGUCGCCAACGGCACCCUCGAGACGUCUGCGUCGCGACCUCGCUCGGCAUCGCCCUCACCUUCGCCGGCCUCCUCUUCACCCUGCUCCGUGCCUUUGUGCCCUUUACAGGUGCCCACACGCGACUCGUCCUCCUCGGAUCCUGGUUCUUCUGGUUCCUCGGCCUGA